This is a messenger RNA of Neoarthrinium moseri, 1722 nucleotides long. RefSeq lists its product as uncharacterized. Gene Ontology annotation, molecular function: NAD+ kinase activity. The transcript is spliced from 3 exons. Gene Ontology annotation, biological process: NADP+ biosynthetic process; NAD+ metabolic process. NCBI's taxonomy places the organism in Eukaryota, Fungi, Ascomycota, Sordariomycetes, Amphisphaeriales, Apiosporaceae. The record is from RefSeq and is a predicted model, not a curated record. Bases 1 to 1722 code for a protein of 573 amino acids.
AUGCCAGACACUUUGAAACCCGAGGCGGCCGAGGAUAUGGUGAGGCAUGUCCACUACGACAACGAACAACUCAAGCCUCAACACGACGAUCGUGAAUACAUGUCAAGUGCUAGCGACGAGGACCUGAAAGCUGUCGAGGUCUCAUUUGACCCUACGAAUCCAUACCGUAGGAAAAGCUCCCUAGUAAGCAAUGACGCGGUAAUGCCGCAGAUGGACCGCCAGACUAGGAAAACGCAAUGCCUGGUGCACCAGAUCCUGGAGAGCCAUCGGCGACGUAGCGGUCACGAUAGCAUCACCCAUGAAAAUGGCAUGGAUCGCAUGGUCGAGCCAAAGGGCAAAGGCAAGGAUAAAGGCAGCCCCCCAAGGUCCAAAGUCGAGCCAGACAGCGCCGAGAGCACAGAUGCCGGGCAGCUUGACGAGAAAUCUUGGAAGUCGUCCAUCGACAAGACAGGAUCCGAACUCGACCUCAACAGCGAGCAACAUGCCGAACUCCACAGCAGGCUUCUUACCAAGAAGCAAUUGAGUGAGAUGGCUUGGGGCGUCCGCGAGUUGAGCAGGAGGCUAGGUAGUGUGCGCCUCAAGUUCAAGGCCAAGACUAUCUUCAUCCUCACCAAGAUCUACGACCAGGAGUUGAUACCCAAGACGAGGGAAGUGACUAAGUGGCUGCUGAGCCACGAGCGUGAUGUACGGUACACGGUCUAUCUUGAGGACGGGCUGAAGGACAACAAGAAAUUCGACGCCCAGGGAUUACUAGCCGAGACGAGGCAGGCAUACAUCGACGCUGGUGAGAUCGAACCAGACGCGCCCAGAGAGAAGCUUGCCGGCAGACUGAGAUACUGGAAUGAGGAAAUGUGCAGGAAGCGGCCGCACACGUUCGAUUUUGUCAUCACCUUGGGAGGCGACGGCACCGUAUUGUAUGCUAGUUGGCUCUUCCAACGCAUUGUUCCGCCAGUUCUCAGCUUUGCUCUGGGGAGUCUGGGUUUCAUGACCAAGUUCGAUUUUUCCGAAUAUGAGGACAUAUUGACCAAGUCAUUCAGGGAUGGUGUGAGCGUAAGUCUGCGCCUGCGCUUCGAAGGUACAAUCAUGAGGAGUCAGAAGAAAAAGAGAUCCAUCACAAACGGCAGUGAUGAGGACGACGAUGAAGCCCACAGGAGACGGGAUCUCGUUGAGGAGCUGAUCGGGGAAGAGAAGGAUGACGAGCAUACACACCGACCUGACGGCACGUAUGAGAUCCUGAAUGAGAUUGUGGUUGACCGGGGUCCGAAUCCGACGAUGUCAUAUUCUGAGAUAUUUGGUGACGACGAGCAUUUCACAUCAGUACUCGCCGAUGGUAUAUGUGUCUCGACACCGACAGGCUCGACAGCAUACAACUUGGCAGCAGGGGGCUCUCUUUGCCACCCUGAGAACCCCGUGAUGCUGGUGACAUCGAUCUGCGCGCACACACUAUCCUUCCGGCCCAUCAUCCUUCCGGAUACCAUCGUGUUGCGCAUCGGAGUUCCAUACGAUGCCAGAACGAAUUCAUGGGCCAGCUUCGACGGGCGCGAGCGUGUCGAGAUGUUCCCCGGCGACUACGUGACUAUUUCUGCCAGCAGAUUCCCGUUCGCGUCAGUGAUGCCGCAGGGCCGCCGGAGCGAGGAUUGGGUGAAUAGCAUCAGCGGCAAGCUAGGCUGGAACACACGCCAGAGGCAGAAGAAUGAAGGAUACAAGCCUUGGACGGCUUGA